Molecule: messenger RNA, 3568 nt
Organism: Zingiber officinale
Lineage: Eukaryota; Viridiplantae; Streptophyta; Magnoliopsida; Zingiberales; Zingiberaceae
Product: LRR receptor-like serine/threonine-protein kinase RGI5
Exons: 2
Coding region: 184-3387 (1067 amino acids)
Biological process (GO): hormone-mediated signaling pathway; protein phosphorylation
Cellular component (GO): plasma membrane
Molecular function (GO): ATP binding; protein kinase activity; protein binding
Source: RefSeq, a predicted model, not a curated record
GAGAGGCCAUGCACCUUCUUGGCUCCCGGCGAUCCUUGAGGGAACCUCCUCUCGUCUACUCUUCUCUCACAUGAACUGCUUCUCCUCCUCUCUUCCUCUUCCUUGAUCGAUCACUGGAGUUCAGCAACUUCCGCCAUUGGAGAACCUCCUGAGUUUUUGCAUCAAGAAAGAGCUAGCACAACGAUGUGGAAGGGCAGAGCCAUUCGCAUGGCUUCCUUAUUCUUCUUCUUCUACAGCGGGCUCUGUUCCAUGGCCUCUUCUCUUUCUCCUGAUGAAAAGGCUCUGGUCUCGCUGUUGGCAGCCAGCUCUACCUCCGCCGGGUCUCCGGCGCCAUCAUGGAACCCCUCCGAUCCUACCCCCUGCUCCUGGAGCGGCGUCACUUGCUCCCCUCAAGGCCGCGUCACUUCGCUCUCCCUCGCCGACACCUUCCUUAACCUCACCGCCAUACCGCCGGAGCUUUCCUUGCUCUCCUCACUCCAGCUUCUCAACCUCUCCUCCGCCAACAUCUCCGGCGGCAUCCCGCCGGCGCUUGGUGCCCUCUCCGCCCUCCGCAUCCUCGACCUCUCCUCCAACUCCCUCUCCGGCCCCAUCCCGCCGCAGCUCGGGGCCCUGUCGUCCCUCCAGUUCCUCCUCCUCAACUCCAACCGCCUGUCCGGCGCCAUCCCCGCCGCCCUCGCCAAUCUCACCUCCCUCCAGGUGCUCUGCCUCCAGGACAACCUACUAAACGGCUCCAUCCCCGCCCAUCUCGGCUCGCUCCUCUCCCUCCAACAGUUCCGCGUCGGCGGCAACCCCUUCCUCUCCGGCGAGCUCCCGCCACAGCUCGGCUUCCUCACCAACCUCACCACAUUCGGAGCCGCGGUGACCGGCCUCUCCGGCGCCAUCCCGCCGGAGUUCGGCAACUUGGUCAGUCUCCAAACAUUAGCCCUCUACGACACUGACAUCUCCGGCUCGGUGCCGACGGAGUUGUGGCAGUGCUCGGAGCUGACCAAUCUUUAUCUGCACAUGAACAAGAUCACCGGGGUGAUCCCCCCGGAGCUCGGCAAGCUCCAGAAGCUCACCAGCCUCCUCCUGUGGGGGAACUCCCUCAAUGGAUCGAUCCCGAGCGAACUUGCCAAUAUCUCCGCAUUGGUGGUGCUCGACUUGUCGGAUAACAAGCUCUCCGGAGACAUCCCCGGCGAGCUCGGAAGAUUGGCACAGCUUGAACAGCUCCACCUGUCCGAUAACAUGAUCACGGGGAGCAUUCCAGCCGAGUUGAGCAACUGCAGUAGCUUGACUGCUCUGCAGCUCGACAAGAAUGCUCUAUCAGGCUCCAUUCCUAGCCAACUCGGAAACUUGCAGUCAUUGCAAAGCCUCUUCCUCUGGGGCAACUCACUCUCCGGAUCCAUUCCGCGAUCCCUCGGUAACUGUACCGAGCUGUAUGCCCUGGACUUGUCAAAGAACAGCCUCACAGGGACAAUGCCGGAGGAAAUUUUUGGGCUCGACAAGCUCAGCAAGCUUCUUCUCUUGGGCAACUCAUUGACAGGGGUGCUUUCGUCGAGCGUCGCGAAUUGCCAGUCAUUGGUAAGGUUGAGGCUCGGAGAGAACCAGCUCUCCGGUGAAAUCCCAAGGGAGAUCGGUAUGCUGCAAAAUCUUGUGUUUCUGGAUCUCUACAGCAACCAUUUCUCAGGGGCAUUGCCUUCUGAGAUCGCAAACAUCACUGUUUUGGAGCUGUUGGAUGUCCACGAUAACUUCAUCACCGGAGAAAUCCCUGCUCCGCUCAGCGGGCUGAUGAAUUUAGAACAGCUCGACCUCAGCCAGAACAGCUUCGCCGGCGGGAUCCCGGCUAGCUUUGGCAAUUUCAGUUAUCUGAAUAAGCUCAUCCUGAGGAACAAUCUACUCACAGGGCCGUUGCCAAAAUCAAUAAAGAACCUGCAGAAGCUGACCUUGUUCGAUGCGAGUGGUAACAGAUUAUCAGGUCCCGUUCUUCCUGAGAUUGGCUCAUUGACAAGCUUGAUGAUUUGCUUGAACUUGAGCUCCAACCAGUUCGCCGGAGAAAUCCCACAGGAGAUUUCGGGUCUGACGCAGCUUCAGUCACUGGAUCUUUCGAACAACAUGCUCAGCGGCGGGAUCGAAGUCUUGGUCCUGCUCACCAGUCUCACCUCCCUCAACAUCUCGUUCAACAACUUCUCAGGGCCAAUUCCGGUGACUCCUUUUUUCCGAACUCUGUCUUCGAACUCCUACCUCGGGAACCCCCAUCUUUGUCAAUCUUUCGACGGCUUUACUUGUUCUUCUGAUCUCGUGCGCCAAACUGCCAUCAAAUCGAUCAAGACCGUCGUGCUCAUCUGCGCCAUUUUUGCUUCCGUCACUCUCUUGUUCGUAGCGACAUGGAUUGUUCUCGACAGAAAUCGAAAGCUCACGGCGGAUAAAGCCCUGCCCGUCAUAUCUUCUUCAUGCGACGAUUUCUCGUACCCGUGGACCUUCAUCCCGUUCCAAAAGCUGAACUUUACGAUCGAUAACAUCCUCGAGUGUCUCAAGGAUGAAAAUGUGAUCGGAAAAGGUUGCUCUGGGAUCGUCUACAAGGCGGAGAUGCCCAACGGGGAGCUGAUCGCCGUGAAAAAGCUUUGGAAGACGAAGAAGGAAGAGGAACUGGUCGAUGCAUUUGAGUCUGAGAUCCAGAUUCUAGGCCAUAUCAGGCACAGAAACAUUUUGAAGCUACUAGGUUACUGCUCCAACAAGUCCGUCAAGCUCCUCCUCUACAACUACAUUUCCAACGGAAAUCUGCAACAGCUUCUGCAGGACAACAGGAAUUUGGACUGGGAAACACGGUACAAGAUCGCGCUUGGAUCCGCGCAGGGUUUAGCCUACCUCCACCAUGACUGCAUUCCCGCCAUUCUCCACAGGGAUGUCAAGUGCAACAACAUACUGCUGGAUUCAAAAUUUGAAGCAUAUCUGGCCGAUUUCGGUUUGGCGAAGCUGAUGAUUUCUCCCAAUUUCCAUCACGCCAUGUCCAGGAUUGCCGGUUCAUAUGGAUACAUAGCACCAGAGUACGGGUACACGACGAAUAUAACGGAGAAGAGCGAUGUGUAUAGCUUCGGCGUGGUGCUUCUAGAGAUCCUGAGUGGACGCAGUGCCAUCGAGCCGGUGGUCGGGGAUAGUCUUCACAUAGUAGAGUGGGUGAAGAAGAAAAUGGGUAGCUUGGAGCCGGCCGCAAACGUUUUGGACCCGAAGUUGCAGGGAAUGGCUGAUCAAAUGGUGCAGGAGAUGCUUCAGACACUAGGGAUCGCGAUGUUCUGCGUGAACUCAUCCCCGUCGGAGCGUCCCACCAUGAAGGAGGUGGUGGCAUUGCUGAUGGAGGUGAAGUGCCCCCCUGAAGAAUGGGGGAAGACAUCACAACAGCCACUCAUGUAGCCUGUGAGCCAUGGAUACUGAACUCCCCCUUCUUUUGAUCUCCUAGUCGUUGAAUUUUUUUUUUUUAUCUUUCUUUCUUUCAAAUUCUUCACUUUGUUUUCAGUUUUCUUAUCUCCUGAGAGAGCUCCAUGAAAAUUCCUUCUCCCAAAGGAAUGGAAGGUUUGACGAAGUUGGGAAUUGA